GCAUCAGUUUGUUACCAAAUGCUAUUAGGAACUGUUGAGUAGUUAUUUAGUCCGAUUUUGGAGGCUUUUGCUUCUUGUGCGUGAACGCGAACGUGAAUACCGAUUCCGAUAACCUAGUGAUUAAUGAAUUAAAAAUUGUUUGGAAGCAAAAAAAAAAUAGUAAAACUAAAACCAAACAGUAGUUUUGAGAUUCAGUGUUAAUAGAUGUUUAAAUUCUUUUAAAAGUUCAUCUGAUUGAUUGUGUUCAAAAUAAAAGUGUACAGUAUGGUUGAAGAAGUCCCAGCUAAAGGGAACGUUCUAGGAAGAUGUGUUCCCGCAAGAUAUAUUCUAGCCGUUCUUGGAUCUUUGGGUAUGGCUAUCGUAUAUGGUUUAAAAGUAAAUCUUAGUGUUGCGAUGGUAGCUAUGUUAAACCACACCGCUAUUGCACUCGCCUCAUCGCAUGGGUCUGCCCACAAUUUAUUAGGAAAUAACACCCAUAAUGCAAGCUUGAAUGUCGAAAAAUGUGCCGCUCCUGAUGAUGAUGGAUCUGGUGAACCUCAGGACGGACCGUUUGACUGGAGUGAGCCACUACAAGGAACACUUCUUAGCUGUUACUUCUGGGGCUAUAUUGUUUCUCAAAUUCCAGGAGCCCGAGUUGCUGAAAACUAUUCAGCCAAAUGGGUGAUGUUCUUUUCCGUCGCGAUCAAUGUCAUUUGCACACUUCUAACACCGAUUAUGACCAAAAUCCAUUACGUUGGCCUCAUCAUCUUACGUGUACUGGAAGGCAUUGGCGGAGGUGCAACAUUUCCUGCUAUGCAUUGCAUGAUCGCUGCUUGGGCUCCACCAAACGAAAGAAGCGUUAUGUCUACCAUAAUUUAUGUGGGAACAGCUUUUGGGACGGCAAAGUCGAUUCUAACGGCUGGAAUACUUGCUGGCAAAUUUGGAUGGGAGUCAGUUUUUUACGUGAUGGGAGGUUUUAGUUGUUUAUGGAUGAUUCUAUGGGUCAUCCUCGUUCAAGAUAGCCCCAACACACAAUCUCUUAUAAGUUACGAAGAACGUGAAAUGAUCAAUUCACAACUUGGAACAACAGAAUCUAAAAGCGAUGAGAAGAAACACCCUCCAGUGCCGUGGAAGAAGGUUAUGACAUCUGUUCCAUUUUGGGCCAUCUUAAUCGCCCAUGUCUGCAGCAACUGGGGCUGGUACAUGUUUUUGAUUGAGAUUCCAUUCUAUAUGAAGCAAGUUCUACAAUUUAAUGUUUCAAAGAAUGCCGUCGCCAGUGCCCUUCCCUAUUAUCCAAUGUUUUUGUUCAGUAUUAUUUUGGGAAAAGUUUUAGAUACUUUAAAAGCAAAAGGCUACUUUUCAACAACGGUGUGUAGAAAAACAGCAACCAGUUUUGCUACUUUAGUUCCUGGAGUAUGUUUGCUAAGUCUUUGUUAUAUCGGAUGCCAUCGGGAUGCAGCUGUAGCAUUUAUGACUUUUGGCAUAAUUGGAAUGGGUGGAAUGUUUUCGGGAUUUUUAUCCAACCAUAUUGACAUUGCGCCUAACUACGCAGGAACUCUUGUCGCACUUACAAACACUGUAGCCACACUUCCGGGAAUUGUGGUACCACUUUUUGUGGGAUUCAUUACAAAGGGAAAUCAAAACAUCGGAGCUUGGAGAGUUAUUUUCUUUGUAACGAUAGUCUUAUUCGCUAUUGAGUUCAUUGUAUUCACACUAUUUGCAUCCGGGGAAGAACAACCAUGGAAUAAAACUUCAUCAAAAACUGAUGCAGAGCAAGUUGAACAUAAUGAAAGUACGCCCCUGAAAAAUACUAACGCAUCUUGCCCAGCUCCAGAAAACAAUAUUUAAUUUUAAAAAGUACUUAAGACAUUGUAUAGUCGUCGUUCAAUGAAAACGUGCAAAAACCAUUUUUCUACAAGUUGACAUAAUCUCAUAAUUUUUGUUUUAGUCAAACUCUUAGAUGUUAGAAUGUAAAUUAAUUUCAUUUUCAAAAUUACAUAAAUGCUCAUUGGUUAAAAUUAAAGAGUUAUUUUUAAAGAACAUAAUAUCAUAAGAGACCAUCUUUAUUCAAAAUUAAAUCGAAAUCAAUAGAACCGUUUUUUAAUAAUUCAAAAAAAGAAGAACCAAUUUGUUAUUUACCAAAAACUUAUGUAUCAAAAUUGGUUCAUUGUUAUUAUUUAAGUUCACACACAUCCUUGCGCCACAAUUAUUUAUUACAAGUUAUUAAAAUGGCCCUGCUGAUUGAGUUUCCAUUGAACGACAAUUAGAUUAUGUAUUCAGACAAUUUGUAUUAACAUUUAAAUAUUCUAAAAACUCAGAAAUGCAAGAAUGUACUUAUAAUCAAAAGGCUUUGUGUACUAUGUAUUUAUUUUAUCUUAGAUAUAUUGACAAAUGUAAUGUAUUUAUGUCCUUUUUUUACUUUUUUAAGCAGAAACUUAUAUUUUAAUUUCAAAUCUGUAUAUUUACAAGUAGUUAUGAUUUUGUAUACAUUUAAAAAUAAUAAAUUGUCAAAAUAAUG
This is a messenger RNA of Eupeodes corollae, 2497 nucleotides long. It is a transcript of the gene MFS3, whose product is annotated as sialin. The record is from RefSeq and is a predicted model, not a curated record. The transcript has 5 exons. Lineage: Eukaryota; Metazoa; Arthropoda; Insecta; Diptera; Syrphidae. Gene Ontology annotation, molecular function: transmembrane transporter activity. The coding region runs from base 265 to 1827 and encodes 520 amino acids. Gene Ontology annotation, biological process: transmembrane transport; monoatomic anion transport.